AUGUCUUCUCCUUUGGAGUAUCUCGAUCGUCACAUUCAUCAACAUCACUAUCCUACGUCCCUGCUACGACUCGUUUUCCUCGAUCUUGUUCUCUCUAAAUUAUGGAAAAAUGUGCAACUGUUUCCGGUGGAGAAUCUAAAUACGAGCAUCAUUCUUGCCCAUGAGCCAGACACACCUCCCGACCAAUACUUGGUUAUUUUACCUAUUUCUCAAGAAGAUACCCUAUCUAUGAAAAGGAUUUCAGACAUGUUUAAGGCCUUAGACGGAGCGAACAUUCGUCAAAUACAAGGCGACGGUUUAAAGAAAAUUACUUUGGCAAUCGUCUCGCCGGAUUCCACCAUUGUAUAUUACCAUAUCAGCCGUGGUCUUGUGCCUCCCAAAUCUUAA
Molecule: messenger RNA, 387 nt
Organism: Radiomyces spectabilis
Lineage: Eukaryota; Fungi; Mucoromycota; Mucoromycetes; Mucorales; Radiomycetaceae
Product: tRNA intron endonuclease
Exons: 6
Coding region: 1-387 (128 amino acids)
Biological process (GO): tRNA splicing, via endonucleolytic cleavage and ligation
Molecular function (GO): nucleic acid binding
Source: RefSeq, a predicted model, not a curated record